AAAUCCACAAGCCAUCACCCAAGAGCUCGAGAGGAUUCUCAUUACCCAGCCCCAUUUUCGACCCGGGUCGAUAAAAAUGGGUGUGCAAGACAAAGACCCACUAGCUCAAUUGAACCUGCCCCCGGGUUUCCGGUUCUACCCAACCGACGAGGAACUUCUGGUUCAGUACCUCUGCCGGAAAGUCGCCGGCCACCCGUUCUCGCUGCAGAUCAUCGGAGAGAUUGAUCUCUACAAGUACGAUCCAUGGGUUUUGCCAGAGAAGGCUAUGUUUGGGGAGAAAGAGUGGUACUUCUUCAGCCCCAGGGACAGGAAGUACCCGAACGGGUCGCGGCCCAACCGGGUGGCCGGGUCCGGUUACUGGAAGGCAACCGGUACCGACAAAGUGAUCACGACCGAAGGGCGUAAAGCCGGUAUCAAGAAGGCUCUGGUUUUCUACGUCGGGAAGGCUCCGAAAGGGACCAAGACCAAUUGGAUCAUGCACGAGUACCGCCUCCUCGAUUCCACCCGCAAGCACGGCAGCACAAAGUUGGACGAUUGGGUUCUGUGCCGGAUAUACAAGAAAAACUCGGGCGGGCAGAAACCGAUGCCCGGUCUAUCGACCCAAGAGCAGAGCAACAACGGUUCCUCCUCGUCGUCCUCGUCCCACUACGACGACGUACUCGACUCCUUGCCGGAGAUGGACGAGCGUUUCGUUGCUAAACCAAUGUCCCAAGAAGACAGGAAGCUGAGCUUGAGCAAAUUGGGUUCGGGCAGCUUCGACUGGGCCAGUCUUCUCGGGUUCAACCCUGCACCCGAACAGAGCGCGAACCAAACCCAACAACAAAUUACAAUCAACCCCAACACCGCCGGUCCGAACGACUUCUACGUCCCUUCCAUCUCGCAAGGCACAGCGAACGCAGCUAAUUUCGACGUGGAUUUAUCCAACACGCUGAAGAUGAACGGCAGGGCCGCCGCCAUGGAAGAAGAGGUUCAGAGCGGGGUCAGAAGGCAGAGUCAGAACCAGAGCCAGAAAGUGGACAGCUCGAGCUUCUUCCACCAAAACAAUGGCUUCUCGAUGACCCAAAAUUUCAUGUCAUCGAACCCGUUAUUAAACCCGUACGGGUUCCGCUACCCGGCCAAACCGGCCACCGGAUUUGGAUUCAACCACUGAAAAAAUGUGAUUGAUGGGGAUAUGUAAAUAAAACUAGGAUUCUUUGGGUCUAACCUUUGGGAUUUGGCUUUUUUUUACGACGAAUAGAACAAGGAAUUAGAUUUGAAUUCGAUGUAGAAACAAUCAAAAUCCCUUGUUGUAACAAUCCAUUAGUUAGUAGCUGGUACUUGAUCUCGAUUGAUCACAUCAAUCCAUCUGGAUUUGAUAGCGAAUUGUAGGUUUUGAUCUUCUGGGGACUCCAAAAGUUAAGACUUGUGGGCUGUGGCUGUUUCUGUACUCUGUAGUCGCUUUGUCAUAUUUGGUAGCGAUUGAUUUGCCAAUUUGUCAUCCCCCCUCCUACCUUUUCAUCUUCGCAUGCCGAACAAAUAAUUGCGGCCGUAAGCUUGGAUUCAAUGAACCAAAAAACAGGGGAAGGGACAAAAAAGGGUAGCAAGAUACAUACAAAGGGAAAAUCAAACUUGUGUUUACACAUUCAUGAACCAAAUUACGGGGCCGGUCUAGCUAAGCUAGAGAUAACGUUACGGGUGCCAGGCUUGGCCGAGACUCUGCAAAAUCUCAGGAGGGAUGACAUAGCUUGGAUCCUUGAUUCCUUGGACCUCCGACAGCAGGACCAUGAGCUGCAGGGUCCUCCAGGCCCGGGUGACCAAUUCGACGGGCCAUCGUAGCGGGUUCCAGCCCACCAGCUUCAGCAGCUCCGCCACUAGCAUGGUGGAGAGAAAUCUAUACGGACGAGAAGCAAAACCUGGGAGUGGUUUGAGCUUUACUUUUGGUGUUCUUUGUGGGUUUCUUAUAGUAAUGUGAACUGGUGGAACAGGGGAUUCUCUGUUUCGGCACGUUUCUCUCCGCUUGCUGGCUGCUAAUUUAUGGG
Linum tenue is the source of this 2018-nucleotide messenger RNA. Lineage: Eukaryota; Viridiplantae; Streptophyta; Magnoliopsida; Malpighiales; Linaceae. The record is from the annotation of a GenBank genome assembly.